UGACUUUCCCGAUGUUUGAGAGAAACAUGGCGGGUCCUCGAUAGUCCAGAACUUGCGAUUGCGGUUGGAGCGGCGGCCCCAGCUAUCACUGUUUGGCGGUGCAUGACGACCUUCAAACCGUCCAAGUUAACGAGCUUCAGAAACACUUCGCUUGUCGACACCCGACCACCCCUGUUAGAGUACUGCGUCAGGCACCAAACGAUCAAAGCAAGCGCAGUCCCUGCCUAUUGUCCCAUCACGCCUUUCGAGAGCGCACGCGUGACCUCUUUCCGCAGAAAACCACCUGCAUACAUCACCAGCCACAGUUGACAUCGACUUUGACCAGCCGCGUUGUCAAUUCAGUGCCAGUCUCUUCGGCCAAACACAGUACCUAGCCUCCAUAAUCAUGUCGUCAAGGAAGAAGGUUUUACUGAAGGUUAUCAUCCUCGGUGAUAGUGGUGUCGGCAAGACCAGUUUAAUGAAUCAAUAUGUGAACAAGAAAUUCUCCACCUCCUACAAAGCCACCAUCGGCGCCGACUUUCUGACCAAAGAAGUGACGGUCGACGACCGAAUCGUGACCCUGCAGCUCUGGGAUACCGCAGGACAAGAGCGCUUCCAAUCUCUCGGUGUAGCCUUCUACCGCGGCGCCGACUGCUGCGUGCUAGUCUACGACGUCAACUCGGCAAAGUCCUUUGAAACUCUUGACUCAUGGCGCGACGAAUUCCUCAUUCAAGCCAGCCCACGCGACCCGGAUAGCUUCCCCUUCGUCGUGCUAGGGAACAAGAUCGAUAUGGGUGAGGAGAGAAGAAUGAUCUCACAGAAAAGGGCGCACGCAUAUUGCCAAAGCCGAGGCCAGAUGCCAUACUUUGAGACCAGCGCCAAGGACAGCACCAACGUUGAGCAGGCGUUCGAGGUCAUUGCCCGGAACGCACUGGCGCAGGAAGAGAGCGAGGAAUAUGGCGGCGACUUUUCGGACCCGAUCAACAUCAACCUUGAUCAGGAGAGGGAUGGAUGUGCUUGUUAAAAGUCGAGAUAUUGAGUGCGGAGAAUAAUUUGCGAGAACCUACGAUGCUCAAGGGCGGGGAUGAAGCAUCUAUACGGCUCUGAAGGAGGGAUGCAGUGGACGAUGGUGCUUGGGAGCGAGCAAUGCAGUCAAUGCUCUCAAAAACGUGGAUUCCGGCUCUGUGAUAUGGCAAGCAGUCCAAAUGUACUCACCAAAUUGGUCGUCCAGCACGUUUGUUCAUCGAUCUUUCGUGGCGUACACGGCGCAAGCGGUACAAGGCAGGUUAGGUCAGGAUAUGUAGCAUUUGUACAGAAAUCACACACGAAUAAGUUCUAUUUUUUA
Exophiala viscosa is the source of this 1324-nucleotide messenger RNA. Its product is annotated as ras-like protein Rab7. Gene Ontology annotation, biological process: regulation of vacuole fusion, non-autophagic. The coding region runs from base 386 to 1003 and encodes 205 amino acids. Lineage: Eukaryota; Fungi; Ascomycota; Eurotiomycetes; Chaetothyriales; Herpotrichiellaceae. The transcript has 3 exons. Gene Ontology annotation, molecular function: GTPase activity; GTP binding. Gene Ontology annotation, cellular component: phagocytic vesicle; late endosome; fungal-type vacuole membrane. The record is from RefSeq and is a predicted model, not a curated record.